CAUGCCUUUCCGCCGAACAGCCGCAGCCGCCGUCUACGCCUCCCGAAAUGACCGACGCAUCCUCCGUCCAUUUCCAUGACUCACGGAGUGCGUUCUACCAAUAACCGCGGUCGGAGGCGCAGCUUUUCGAGGUGGGAGGUUCAUCGCAUGGUGCUUUGGAUGAGAGGAAGAGAGGGAUGCUGGAAGGAACCACAAACUCCUCAGGAUUACUCACUGUGGAGACUGAGCAACUGUCUGUAUAGUGCGAUACUCUUCUCAGUUGCAUGUGUUGGACAGACUGGCUGGAUAGCCGUUUGCCAUAUUUUGUGAAAACGGAAUGUAGCGCAUGUCCGAACUGAGAGGCUCGUUUUGUUUUGAAGGACUCGUGCUACUGGAGACAAGUGUCCACAACAACGUUAGCCCACCGUUUUACGUUUGACAGCUUUUUACACGUGAGCCUCGGGACGAGAUAAAAAGCACUCUGCAAACACGUGCUGUGUUUGCCAAAUGAGAUGGAUUUGCAAAGCUGUCAGCUUAAACGCUCUUUUGUGUAAGUGCAAUAUUGAAACAAAAAGAGAUCUAACUGAGUCUAACCCUAAUUAAUUACACGUAGGCUAUGCGUGUUUCGGAACUAUAAACAAGCAGGUGUUACGUAUCUACCAAUUUAAUGGAAUACACGGAAGGACUGUGACCGGUUGAAGGAAAUGACUAUAACGAAGACGAUACUAUAAAACAGCGCGCGGAAGUAAAACAGCUGUGGUAUGCAAAGGUUGGGAUAUGACUCGUGGAAGUCGAAGUGCCAAGUGGUUAAUUCUCCCUGUAUCGGAUGUAUGCGGUGACCGUACACCGUAGGCUAUGAGUUAUUUUCCCUGGAACUUUAACACAUAAUGGCAUAUACAUAGAAGUGUGAUUAUUGAAAAGAAAACCAAACUUAUUGAGAACAGGACAACGCACCAGUGCACGUUAAUGUACGAGGCAUUGGUUGAUUUGUACGCACGACUGUGUUGGAUAAAACUAUUGUGACCGCAUAUGGAAAUGGUCUGCUGCUCUGUUUAAAAGGAAAUUCCUGAAAGCUCUGCAAGUAAACGAAAGCACUUAAUAUGGAACUGAAUAACUGUAAAGUUGUGUCAUGUGUAUUCUCUUCUGGAAAGUGAUUUCCUGCGCUCGGAUGUACCGCAAAGAGCGCAAGUCAAGGUUACAGAAGUAUGAAUUUAAAACAAAUUUCGGUUUCCAGUGAGCCUUUACAACCAGAAUCAAUGACAAGAGAAAAGGGAACAUGCAAACGAAUCAAGAUAUUUCAUUAGGAAUACGUGAUGUCUUAGAAACGAUGGAGUCAAAUGAUGCAAGUAGUUUUGUCGUCUCUACAAACUGUUGCAGUACUCGUUCAAUGGAAUAGGCGUUUGUACCGACGGAAGUUGUUUUGCUGUUAUUCUGUUUCUUUUCAGGUUUAUUUAGUUCCGAAGACGCCAACUGCUGAAAAUGAUAUCUUGAAAUAAACAAAUUGUCGACAAAAAGUAACUGAUAUGUAAAAUGAAUGAUGCUACAUAACAUAAUGUUGAGCAAUAGUAAAGUCGUUUGAGGACAAAUCAUCUUUAUUCGUCCUCCCGAAGGUGCGAGAUCGACAAGUCUCUUGUGAAGCAGCCACUAAAACCACCAGCAUGCAAAAUUUGGGAUGAGAGUCAGCCUCCUGGGUUGAAAGUGGACCCCCCACCUUCUCCUUCUCCUGCCUCUGUUCCCAUCACCAUCAGCCCCCACUGUCCACAUGCAGGCCAAGAAGAGGUACCUGCUUGUGUCUCUAGGAGCCUGUCUUCUUCUGCUUGUCUACCUGUGGGGACUGCAUAUCGGGGAGUUCCACCACCAGAACCAACACGAGCACCUCUACAGGGUUUCCCAGAGCCAAAUCGCGCUGAGACAGGGCUGGCCCGAGUGGACGGACUCGUUUAACACCUACCUGGAUGGCGGCGAACAGGAGGAGGACGAACCGCACCUCCACCAUCAGCACGUCUCCCCCCGGGAGAGGCGGGAGGUGCGGAACAACAUCUACAAGAGCAGGAGGUGCCGGAUGGAGACGUGCUUCGACCUCAGCCUCUGCCAGCGGGGCUUCAAGGUCUACGUCUACCCCCUGCCGAAGGGCGACACGAUCUCCGAGAGCUACCAGAAGAUCCUGGCGGCUAUCGAAGAGUCCCGCUUCCACACCGCCGACCCUGGCGAGGCGUGCCUGUUCGUGCUGAGCAUCGACACGCUGGACCGGGAUCAGCUUUCCAUUCAGUACAUUCACAACGUCAAGACCAAAAUACAAAGCCUUCCUCUGUGGAACGACGGGAGGAACCACCUUAUUUUCAACCUCUACUCAGGCACUUGGCCAGAUUACACAGAGGAUCUGGGCUUUGAUAUCGGGCAGGCGAUCUUGGCCAAAGCCAGCAUCGAUGUGGAUAAUUUCCGGCCUAACUUUGAUGUGUCCAUUCCGUUGUUUUCGAAAGAUCACCCCCAGAAAGGAGGGGACAAGGGUCAUUUGACGCUCAACAAUGUCCCACCGUCUCGGAAAUAUUUACUGGUUUUCAAAGGGAAGAGAUACCUCACCGGUAUCGGUUCUGAAACCAGAAAUGCUUUAUAUCAUGUUCACAAUGGGGAAGAUAUAAUUCUGUUAACCACCUGCAAGCAUGGGAAAGACUGGGAAAAGCAUAAGGACGCAAGAUGUGACAGGGACAAUGAAGAAUACUCAAAGUUCGACUACCAGGAGCUGCUCCACAACUCCAGCUUCUGCCUGGUGCCCCGAGGGCGUCGGCUCGGCUCCUUCCGAUUCCUGGAGGCUCUGCAGGCGGCCUGCAUUCCAGUGUUGCUCAGCAACGGCUGGGAGUUGCCCUUCUCAGAAGUCAUCGACUGGAGCAAGGCGGCCAUUAUUGGGGACGAGAGGCUCCUGCUGCAGAUUCCCUCGAUUACCAGAUCCGUGGACCAUGACAAAAUAUUGGCUCUUCGGCAGCAGACUCAGUUCCUCUGGGAUGCUUAUUUUUCUUCGGUGGCGAAAAUAGUAUUAACUACAUUAGAGAUAAUCCAUGACCGAAUAUAUUCACACAUAUCAAGAAACAAGCUGAUGUGGAAUUUGCUGCCUGGUGGACUCUAUGUUUUGCCGCAGUUCUCCUCCGACCCUGCAGUGUUUCCAUUUUAUUACUCUACGCUGGGUAAAAGCCCGUCGCAGGAGUUCACCGCGGUCAUCCAGGCUGUGACCCCGCUCCAGUACCAGCUGCAGCCCGUCGUCAAGCUGAUCAUCGCCGUUGCCAAAUCCAAGUUCUGUGCGCAGAUAAUAGUGCUGUGGAAUUGCGACAAGCCCUUACCGCCGAAGAGCAAGUGGCCCUCCACCUCAGUGCCUAUCACAGUCAUCGAGGGAGAAAGGAAGACAAUGAGUGGACGCUUUUUCCCCCACGAUGUUAUCCUCACAGAUGCCGUUCUGAGUCUGGAUGAAGACUCCGUAUUGUCAACCAAUGAGGUUGACUUCGCCUUCAUCGUCUGGCACAGUUUCCCGGACCGGAUUGUGGGCUACCCGGCCCGCAGUCACUACUGGGACAGCGGCAAGGCGCGGUGGGGCUACACCUCCAAGUGGACGAACGAGUACUCCAUGGUGCUCACCGGGGCGGCGUUCUACCACAGGUAUUAUCACUACCUGUACACCCACUACCUGCCGGCGAGCCUUCUCAGCAUGGUGGACCGGAUGGCCAACUGCGAGGACAUCCUGAUGAACUUCCUGGUGUCCGCGGUCACCAAGCUCCCGCCCAUCAAAGUCACCCAGAAGAAGCAGUACAAGGAGACCAUGAUGCAACAGGGGUCCAAGACUUCACGCUGGGCCGACCCGGACCACUUCGCCCAGCGGCAGACCUGCAUGAACACAUUCAGCGGCUGGUUCGGCUUCAUGCCCCUCCUGCACUCCCAGAUGAGGCUGGACCCCGUCCUGUUCAAGGACCAGGUGUCCAUCCUGCGGAAGAAGUACAGGGACAUUGAGAAGCUCUAGGGAGCCCCCCACGCACGGGACCCCCCCCCCACCCACCCAGGGGGUGCAAUUGGGAGAUGCGCCGGACCCGUUCGGGGGGGGUGUGGGCCGCUACCGUCCAUAAUUUAUUAUGAAAUAUGCAACACUCGUGCCAUUUUACGGUGGCGGUGGUCGGAAAAAACUUGUGACCAGUCAGAAUCUGCGGUCCAAGCCUGUUGGAUUCUGUUGUCAUAAAUGUUGUUGGUGAUGGUGGUGAUGAUGAUGAUGAUGAUGACAAAUACUGCUACGUUUCACAUCCUCUGACAUCACAAUGAUUGUCACACUCACAACCUCGUCUGAAAGAAGACUAGCUUGAAGGUGGCUCGGCGAAGCUCAGAGCUCCUGACAUUUCCCCAUGUUUCUUGUGGAAAUUUGGAGGGAAACCAGAAAUGGAAUACAGUGGGCCCAUGUGAUCAGGAAAUGGAUCUGUUGCUUUUCAUCCUUUAAUUCCCGGACUUUACAUUUCACCGGUUUGUUUUUCGUUUCUCUACUCUCUUAACAAGCUUUAAAUUGCCAAAAAUACAGUUCUGCUAAAGGAUGUUCAGAUGUAUUGUUUUUCUUUUUUUGUUUGUUCUGUUAUCUCUUUUUUUGGGGGGGGGGUGGGCAGACUAAUGAUUACAUUCCUUUUCCCUGGAUCAAUAUAGCCAUGGUACCGGAGUGGGAUGAAAGAUAAGGAGUGGAGGGAAAAAAAAUCUUUAGGAAGAUUAACUUGCCUGGAGGUGCGUUCAGAUGUUUUCGGAAGAUAUAUGUAGUAUUUGAAAUGUCCAAAUUCAUUUUAAUUUCAGAAGAUUGUUGCACUUUCUUGUGUCCUGCAGAAGAAAAAAAAAAAUUAAUAAAUUAUGCAAAGUUAUACAAACAAUGA
Anguilla anguilla (European eel) is the source of this 4862-nucleotide messenger RNA. RefSeq names its product exostosin-1. Gene Ontology annotation, molecular function: glycosyltransferase activity. The record is from RefSeq and is a predicted model, not a curated record. The transcript is spliced from 12 exons. NCBI's taxonomy places the organism in Eukaryota, Metazoa, Chordata, Actinopteri, Anguilliformes, Anguillidae. The coding region runs from base 1742 to 3982 and encodes 746 amino acids. Gene Ontology annotation, cellular component: membrane.